Messenger RNA from Perca fluviatilis (European perch), 4365 nucleotides. Its product is annotated as AT-rich interactive domain-containing protein 1A-like. NCBI's taxonomy places the organism in Eukaryota, Metazoa, Chordata, Actinopteri, Perciformes, Percidae. The record is from RefSeq and is a predicted model, not a curated record. Bases 108 to 4286 code for a protein of 1392 amino acids. The transcript is spliced from 26 exons.
AUGAGCACCACUAUAAGACAGGAGGAGCCACGUCUACUUCACAGCACAGAGCUUCUGUCUCCAACCUCCACAGCUGCUGCUGCUGCUGCUGCUUCUUCAAGUCUAACAUGGAGUUCAGACUGUCUUUAAGGGUUCCUUGGAUCUUUGUGCUGUUGUUGAGCAGUGGUGCUUGUUUACCCUUAAAAGAAGAAUACAUAUAUCCCUACAAGUUGCCCUCGAGCUCUGGUGAUGAAUCUGCUUCUGAUGAUGGAGCUGCUCCUUCUCCACGAAGUUUUGGAUCUCUUUUCAAUUACCCUGCAAAAGGUGGUGGUCAAGCUCAAGGAGGUGGUCAAACACCUGGCACCAGUAGUUUCUGGUAUGUUGCCACUCCUGCAUCCUCAAGCUCUGGUGGCCAAGGCACUUAUCCUACAACAGGUGGUGGUCAACAAGGCGGUAACACAGUGGCCACUGGCGGGCUUGUAACUGUUCCUCAAGGCGGCGUUCCUCAAGGCGGCGUUCCUCAAGGCGGUGGUCAAUCUCAAGGAGGUGGUCAAACAGCUGGCACCAGUGGUUUCUGGUAUUUUGCCGCUCCUUCAUCCUCAAGCUCUGGUGGCCAAGGCACUUAUCCUGGAACAGGUGGUGGCGGCGUUCCUCAAGGCGGCGCUCCUCAAGGCGGCUUUCCUCAAGGCGGCUUUCCUCAAGGCGGCGUUCCUCAAGGUGGCGUUCCUCAAGGCGGCGCUCCUCAAGGCGGCACUCCUCAAGGUGGCUUUCCUCAAGGUGGCGUUCCUCAAGGCGGCUUUCCUCAAGGCGGCGCUCCUCAAGGUGGCUUUCCUCAAGGCGGCGUUCCUCAAGGCGGCGCUCCUCAAGGCGGCACUCCUCAAGGUGGCUUUCCUCAAGGUGGCGUUCCUCAAGGCGGCACUCCUCAAGGCGGUGGUGGUCAAUCUCAAGGAGGUGGUCAAACACCUGGCACCAGUGGUUUCUGGUAUUUUGCCGCUCCUUCAUCCUCAAGCUCUGGUGGCCAAGGCACUUAUCCUGGAACAGGUGGUGGCGGCGUUCCUCAAGGUGGCGUUCCUCAAGGCGGCGCUCCUCAAGGCGGCUUUCCUCAAGGCGGCUUUCCUCAAGGCGGCGUUCCUCAAGGUGGCUUUCCUCAAGGCGGCGUUCCUCAAGGCGGCACUCCUCAAGGCGGUGGUGGUCAAUCUCAAGGAGGUGGUCAAACAGCUGGCACCAGUGGUUUCUGGUAUUUUGCCGCUCCUUCAUCCUCAAGCUCUGGUGGCCAAGGCACUUAUCCUGGAACAGGUGGUGGCGGCGUUCCUCAAGGUGGCGUUCCUCAAGGUGGCGCUCCUCAAGGCGGCUUUCCUCAAGGCGGCUUUCCUCAAGGCGGCGUUCCUCAAGGUGGCGUUCCUCAAGGUGGCGCUCCUCAAGGCGGCUUUCCUCAAGGCGGCUUUCCUCAAGGCGGCUUUCCUCAAGGUGGCGUUCCUCAAGGCGGCGUUCCUCAAGGCGGCGUUCCUCAAGGCGGCGUUCCUCAAGGCGGCGUUCCUCAAGGCACUGGUGUUUCAGGUCAAGUUCAAGGUGGCAGUCAAACAGCUACCCCCGAAAAUCUUGGCAAUGUAGUUGUUAACUACCUCAGUACUCCUCCCAUCUAUUGGUUUCCUCCUGCUCCUGCAACAGGUGGUGGUGCUGUUCCUCAAGGCGGCGCUCCUCAAGGCGGUGCUCCUGCAACCUCCAGCUCUGGUGGCCAAGUCACUUAUCCUGCAACAGGUGGUAGUCAAGUAUCCUGUCCCACAGAUAACACCGGUUACUGGUCAAUUGGACUCAAAAAGCUCCCUGGAACAGGUCAAGUGAGCGCUACUGCUAGCGGCUGGCUUUAUCUUUACCAACCAGCUUCUCCACCUGCCCUUCCUCCAACCUCCAACACGAGUACCGGCUCUACACCUUCCAACGUGCCCUCUAUACCUGGUGGUGGUCAAGCAGUCAGUCUCACAGAUGACACCGGUUACUGGUUAUUGACCCUCAAAAAGCUCUCUGAAACAGGUCAAGUGAGCGCUACUGCCACUGGCUGGCUUUUUAUUAACCAAGAGACCCGAGGCAAUCUGCAUUUCCAGGCUUCUCCACCUGCCCAUCCUCCAAACUUCACACCGGUUGGCAGCUCUACACCUGCCAACAUGCCCCCUGUAACAAGUGGUGGUCAAGGACUCGGUCCCACAGAUGACACCGGUUACUGGUUAAUGGCCCUCAAAACGCUCACUGGACCAGGUCAAGUGAGCACUUAUGCCACCGGCUGGUUUUUUAUUGACAAAGAGACCCGCGGAAAUCUGCAGAUGCAGGCUUCUCCACCUGCCCUUCCUCCAACCUCAGUACUGGGUAGCGGCUCUAUACCUAACAACUUGCCCACUAUACCAUAUGGUGGUCAAGCACUCGGUCUUACAGAUGACACCGGUUACUGGUUAAUGGACCUCAAAAAGCUCUCUGAAACAGGUCAAGUGAGCUAUACUUCCACCGGCUGGCUUUAUCUUGACCAAGAGACCCGAGGCAAUCUGCAUUUCCAUGCUUCUCCACCUACCCAUCCUCCAAACUUCAUACCUGGUUUCAGCAUGCCCCCUAUGCCUGGUGUUGAUCAAGUAAGCCAAAACUGGCAGCCUGGAUGGGGAACUUACGUCUUGUUCCCAGAGUUUGGCUUUCCUCAAAUUGUUUCAGAGAGUGACAUGCCCGAUCAGCUUCCGCCUCCAACCUACAUCACCCGCUCCAAAAAUAGCUACACGCGUGUACAACAAGUAUUUUCCCGCAGUACAUACAUCCCAUUAAACCCUAAACUACCAGCCUCCACCUUCAACCCCACCAAUGUACCACAUGGGACUCAACCAGUGACUGUGCCUGGAGUAGGACAGCCCCCCCAUGGACAAGGCGGUACUCAACCAGUGACUGUGCCUGGAGGAGGACAGUCCCCCCAGGGACAAGGCGGGACUCAACCAGUGACUGUGCCUGGAGGAGGACAGUCCCCCCAGGGACAAGGCGGGACUCAACCAGUGACUGUGCCUGGAGGAGGACAGUCCCCCCAGGGACAAGGCGGGACUCAACCAGUGACUGUGCCUGGAGGACAGUCCCCCCAGGGACAAGGCGGGACUCAACCAGUGACUGUGCCUGGAGGAGGACAGUCCCCCCAGGGACAAGGCGGGACUCAACCAGUGACUGUGCCUGGAGGACAGUCCCCCCAGGGACAAGGUGGGACUCAACCAGUGACUGGGCCGGGAGGAGGACAGCCCCCCUAUGGACAAGGCGGGACUCAACCAGUGACUGGGCCUGUAGGAGGACUGCCCCCCUAUGGACAUGGCUGGAUUCAACUAGUGGCUGUGCCUGGAGGAGGACAGCCCCCCUAUGGACAAGGCGGGACUCAAACGGUGACUGGGCCUGGAGGAGGACAGCCCCCCUAUGGACAAGGCGGGACUCAAACGGUGACUGGGCCUGGAGGAGGACAGCCCCCCUAUGGACAAGGCGGGACUCAAACGGUGACUGGGCCUGGAGGAGGACAGCCCCCCUAUCGGACAAGGCGGGACUCAAACGGUGACUGGGCCUGGAGGAGGACAGCCCCCCUAUGGACAAGGCGGGACUCAAACGGUGACUGGGCCUGGAGGAGGACAGCCCCCCUAUGGACAAGGCGGGACUCAAACGGUGACUGGGCCUGGAGGAGGACAGCCCCCCUAUGGACAAGGCGGGACUCAAACGGUGACUGGGCCUGGAGGAGGACAGCCCCCCUAUGGACAAGGCGGGACUCAAACGGUGACUGGGCCUGGAGGAGGACAGCCCCCCUAUGGACAAGGCUGGACUCAACUGGUGACUGGGCCUGGAGGAGGACAGCCCCCCUAUGGACAAGGCGGGACUCAACCGGUGACUGGGCCUGGAGGAGGAGGACAGCCCCCCUAUGGACAAGGCGGGACUCAACAAGUGACUGGGCCUGGAGGAGGAGGACAGCCCCCCUAUGGACAAGGUGGGACUCAACCAGUGACUGUGCCUGGAGGAGGACAGCCCCCCUAUGGACAAGGCUGGACUCAACUAGUGACUGGGCCUGGAGGAGGACAGCCCCCCUAUGGACAAGGCUGGACUCAACUAGUGACUGGGCCUGGAGGAGGACAGCCCCCCUAUGGACAAGGCGGGACUCAACCAGUGACUGGGCCUGGAGGAGGACAGCCCCCCUAUGGACAAGGCGGGACUCAACCAGUGACUGUGCCUGGAGGAGGAGGACAGCCCCCCUAUGGACAAGGCGGGACUCAACCACAUAUGCCAAUAUGGCACGUCAAGGUGUAAUCAGGUGAACUUGGUGACUGAGAGCUUCAGCUUCCUGGAACUGUUUACACGUUUAAAAAGUAUUAAUAAAAAAUCUGACCAUGAGAA